This is a messenger RNA of Megalops cyprinoides (Indo-Pacific tarpon), 694 nucleotides long. RefSeq names its product allograft inflammatory factor 1-like. Gene Ontology annotation, biological process: actin filament bundle assembly; ruffle assembly. The transcript is spliced from 6 exons. Gene Ontology annotation, molecular function: actin filament binding; calcium ion binding. NCBI's taxonomy places the organism in Eukaryota, Metazoa, Chordata, Actinopteri, Elopiformes, Megalopidae. The record is from RefSeq and is a predicted model, not a curated record. Gene Ontology annotation, cellular component: actin filament; ruffle membrane. The coding region runs from base 84 to 527 and encodes 147 amino acids.
CCAGCCUCUUCGUGUCUCUACCCUGCUUACUCUGUCUCUCCUGUCUAACUCGCUUAUUUUCUCAUUCACACAAGAAGACAGACAUGGACAAAAAUGUACAGGGUGGAAAAGCGUUUGGGAUUCUUAAAUCCAAACAAGAAGAAAAACUGGAGUCAAUAAAUCAGACAUUUCUUGAUGAUCCCAAAUAUGCAGAUGAAGAGGACCUCAGCUCCAAACUGGAUUCCUUUAAGAAGAAAUAUGUGGAGUUUGAUCUCAAUGACCAAGGAGAGAUAGACAUGAUGGGACUUAAGCGCAUGCUGGAGAAGCUGGGCGUGGCCAAGACUCACCUGGAGCUCAAGAAGAUGAUAGCAGAGGUCGUGGGAGGGACUUCGCGAGACACCAUCAGCUAUACUGACUUUGUGAGCAUGAUGCUGGGCAAGAGAAAUGCCAUAUUGAGACUGAUAUUGAUGUUUGAGGACAUGGGGAAAGACCAAGAACCCAAGGAGAAUGGUCCACCACCCCGCAAAACUUUCUCUGACCUUCCCUGAAGUCAUGCUUUUUUGCAUUUGGAUAUGACAGAUCGAGACAAAUACUAAUAUACUGAACAUCAAUGUUAUAGGGAAAAAAAAUAAUGCUACAUGCAAUUAUAAUACAAUGAGUACGCAGUAACGUUGUAUCCACCUAUUAUUCAUUUAGUUUGAUUUAGCUUGGUUAU